Molecule: messenger RNA, 8534 nt
Organism: Cercocebus atys (sooty mangabey)
Lineage: Eukaryota; Metazoa; Chordata; Mammalia; Primates; Cercopithecidae
Gene: NALCN
Product: sodium leak channel, non selective
Exons: 43
Coding region: 1639-6996 (1785 amino acids)
Biological process (GO): monoatomic ion transport; transmembrane transport
Cellular component (GO): membrane
Molecular function (GO): monoatomic cation channel activity
Source: RefSeq, a predicted model, not a curated record
AAACACUUAUAAAACCCAUCAGAUCUUGUGAGAACUCACUCACUAUCAUGAGAACAGCAUGGGGGAAACCGCCGCUGUAAUUCAACCCCUCUCUCCACACGUGGGGAUCGUGGGGAUUAUAAUUCAAGAUGAAAUUUGGUGGGGGACACAGCCAACCCAUAUCAGGAGAGUUAGGCAGAGAUACCUGACCAGGUAGAUAAAGGAGCACGUAAUGAUGGAGGUAGGCGCUCAAUACAGGCAAUCAGAUUUGGAGCUGCUUUGUUCUGAGUUUCUGUAUUUUAUUCUCUUUUCCAGUGAAAACUGCAUCUGCACACACACACACACACACACACGCACACACACUGCAAACAUGUUCUUGUUCUUUUUGAACUCCGGUGAGGACUAAGUGGCACCCAUUGUCCUUAGUUAGGUUUCUUUCUCUAGAUCCAUGGAGCACCGGAUAGGAGAGCCAGUGAACCCGCCUGAUGUUAAAACUGCAGGGCUACGUUUUCGUUUUCCUGGCUCGGCACAGCUGUGCACUGCCUGAAGCGCUCUUCUUCUCUGUUACCUGCCUUGAGAAAUUCUCUUAAUAGUCCUCAGCUUCAGCAUGGUCAACUCUAAACCCCUUACGCGUUGUAGUCAAACAGAGCUUAUUUUAAAUUUCAAGUUUGCUUGGAUGGCCUUGGACAAGUUAUUACCUGCCUUGAGGCUGGCUUUUCUCGUGCAUGUAUAAGAAGAUGAGAUUUUUUUUUUUUAAUUUUUUGGUUAGGGCUGUUGUAAAGAUCAAAUAAAAUAUAAUUACUAAGUAUCCCAAACAUAGUAUAUAUCCGUAGCCAUUAGUUCCUCACCUUCCUUUAAGACUCAAUCCAAGUGCUAAUCAAAUGGGAAGUCUCACAGUCCACUCAGGGAUCUUCAGGUACCACCUGCCUUUAUAACAGUUCUUCUCACAUUGUAUUGCACUUACUUGCUAUUUGAGUCCUGAGGACUGACAUACAAUAGCCCCCCUUCAAGUGACUGCUGAGUUGUGGAAGGCGAUAGCAAUGGCCACAAGGAGGUGAUGUCUGUCACAGGAUGUAGAUGUUUCAGAAUUGUGGAAAUUUAAGCAGUAAGCUGGCAUCUCAUCUCCCACCUCAAUGUAAUUUCAUGAAAAAUUUACUUCAGAGUAGCUGGAAGAAUUUAGAUAAUUACUGCAUUCAUUUAAAAAAAUCUCCUUUUAGAGGAGGUUCUUCCCGCAUUCUUUCUGGCCUCACUCCCCUCUGGGGAGGACAAAAUUGGGAAAUCAGCUUGGGACUACUGUUGGAAGUAAGAGACGUCUGUGAAUGUCAUGUUAAAUUAACACUGGGGAAAUCAUGGGGAAGAUCUGUGCAUUUCGUCUGUAUUAGUCAGCAGUGUUCCAGCACAGAGCACCUGUAUGUGGAGACAGCUUUAGGUAUAAGAGCAUAUAUCUAAAAAGAUUUUCCCAAUAAUGUGUCUGCCCUAAGAAGCAAACCAUUUUACUCUAUCUAUUCUAAAUCACUAGCCUCUAAACUGCUUAUGAAGUGCAUAAAAUAAUCUAUUGCAUUGGGAGAAAAAAAAUCAAGCUUCUAUUGGUAUUAAUUUUGUCUCAUCCUUUUAAGUUUCUAUUUUCAUGUGUUCUUUAUACACUAUGGAAUAGAACACAUGUAUGCCUUACAAAUACAUAGAUCUAUGUGGGGAACUCAAUUUUUUGAUGAGAGGAAAGAUGGUUUAGAUGACAAAUACAACUUUUCCUUUUCCCAGACUGUGGUUUUGUGCUUGCUCACCAAAGCUAACCUCAGCAUGCUCAAAAGGAAGCAGAGUUCCAGGGUGGAAGCCCAGCCAGUCACUGACUUUGGUCCUGAUGAGUCUCUGUCGGAUAACGCUGACAUCCUCUGGAUUAACAAACCAUGGGUUCACUCUUUGCUGCGCAUCUGUGCCAUCAUCAGCGUCAUUUCUGUUUGUAUGAAUACACCAAUGACCUUCGAGCACUAUCCUCCACUUCAGUAUGUGACCUUCACUUUGGAUACAUUAUUGAUGUUUCUCUACACAGCAGAGAUGAUAGCAAAAAUGCACAUCCGGGGCAUUGUCAAGGUGUUUGAAAUUGCUGAUAUAGUUGAUCAGAUGUCACCUUGGGGCAUGUUGAGGAUUCCACGGCCACUGAUUAUGAUCCGAGCAUUCCGAAUUUAUUUCCGAUUUGAACUGCCAAGGACCAGAAUUACAAAUAUUUUAAAGCGAUCAGGAGAACAAAUAUGGAGUGUUUCCAUUUUCCUACUUUUCUUUCUACUUCUUUAUGGAAUUUUAGGAGUUCAGAUGUUUGGAACAUUUACUUAUCACUGUGUAGUAAAUGACACAAAACCGGGGAAUGUAACCUGGAAUAGCUUAGCUAUUCCAGACACACACUGCUCACCAGAGCUAGAAGAAGGCUACCAGUGCCCACCUGGAUUUAAAUGCAUGGACCUUGAAGAUCUGGGACUUAGCAGGCAAGAGCUGGGCUACAGUGGCUUUAAUGAGAUAGGAACCAGUAUAUUCACCGUCUAUGAGGCCGCCUCACAGGAAGGUUGGGUGUUCCUCAUGUACAGAGCAAUUGACAGCUUUCCCCGUUGGCGUUCCUACUUCUAUUUCAUCACUCUCAUUUUCUUCCUCGCCUGGCUUGUGAAGAACGUGUUUAUUGCUGUUAUCAUUGAAACAUUUGCAGAAAUCAGAGUACAGUUUCAACAAAUGUGGGGAUCAAGAAGCAGCACUACUUCAACAGCCACCACCCAGAUGUUUCAUGAAGAUGCUGCUGGAGGUUGGCAGCUGGUAGCUGUGGAUGUCAACAAGCCCCAGGGACGCGCCCCAGCCUGCCUCCAGAAAAUGAUGCGAUCAUCGGUUUUCCACAUGUUCAUCCUGAGCAUGGUGACCGUCGACGUGAUCGUGGCGGCUAGCAACUACUACAAAGGAGAGAACUUCAGGAGGCAGUACGACGAGUUCUACCUGGCGGAGGUGGCUUUUACAGUACUGUUUGAUUUGGAAGCACUUCUGAAGAUAUGGUGUUUGGGAUUUACUGGAUACAUUAGCUCAUCUCUCCACAAAUUCGAGCUACUACUCGUAAUUGGAACUACUCUUCAUGUAUAUCCAGAUCUUUAUCAUUCACAAUUCACCUACUUUCAGGUUCUCCGAGUAGUUCGGCUGAUUAAGAUUUCACCUGCAUUAGAAGACUUCGUGUACAAGAUAUUCGGUCCUGGAAAAAAGCUUGGGAGUUUGGUUGUAUUUACUGCCAGCCUCUUGAUUGUUAUGUCAGCAAUAAGUUUGCAGAUGUUCUGCUUUGUCGAAGAACUGGACAGAUUUACUACGUUUCCAAGGGCAUUUAUGUCCAUGUUCCAGAUCCUCACCCAGGAAGGAUGGGUGGACGUAAUGGACCAAACUCUAAAUGCUGUGGGACAUAUGUGGGCACCUGUAGUUGCCAUCUAUUUCAUUCUCUAUCACCUUUUUGCCACUCUGAUCCUCCUGAGUUUGUUUGUUGCUGUUAUUUUGGACAACUUAGAACUUGAUGAAGACCUAAAGAAGCUUAAACAAUUAAAGCAAAGUGAAGCAAAUGCAGACACCAAAGAAAAGCUCCCUUUGCGCCUGCGAAUCUUUGAAAAAUUUCCAAACAGACCACAAAUGGUGAAAAUCUCAAAGCUUCCUUCAGAUUUUACAGUUCCUAAAAUCAGGGAGAGUUUUAUGAAGCAGUUUAUCGACCGCCAGCAACAGGACACAUGUUGCCUCCUGAGAAGCCUCCCUUCCACCUCUUCCUCGUCCUGCGACCACUCCAAACGCUCAGCAAUUGAGGACAACAAAUACAUCGACCAAAAACUUCGCAAGUCUGUUUUCAGCAUCAGGGCAAGGAACCUUCUAGAAAAGGAGACCGCAGUCACUAAAAUCUUAAGCAAGAGGCCAUUACCGACGAGCUCACCCAUUAGCAUCCGCUGUUGUCUCUACUUGGGAAGAUCACAUUGUCACUCUAGUGGAGUCAGAGCUUGCACCCGACAGCGCAUGCUGAGUGGAUCAUUCGAGGGGCAGCCGGCAAAGGAGAGGUCAAUCCUCAGCGUGCAGCAUCAUAUCCGCCAAGAGCGCAGGUCACUAAGACAUGGAUCAAACAGCCAGAGGAUCAGCAGGGGAAAAUCUCUUGAAACUUUGACUCAAGAUCAUUCCAAUACAGUGAGAUACAGAAAUGCACAGAGAGAAGACAGUGAGAUAAAGAUGAUUCAGGAGAAAAAGGAGCAAGCAGAGAUGAAAAGGAAAGUGCAAGAAGAGGAACUCAGAGAGAACCACCCGUACUUCGAUAAGCCCCUGUUCAUCGUCGGGAGAGAACACAGGUUCAGAAACUUUUGCCGGGUGGUGGUCCGAGCACGCUUCAACGCAUCUAAAACAGACCCUGUCACAGGAGCUGUGAAAAAUACAAAGUACCAUCAACUUUAUGAUUUGCUGGGAUUGGUCACUUACCUGGACUGGGUCAUGAUCAUCGUAACCAUCUGCUCUUGCAUUUCCAUGAUGUUUGAGUCCCCGUUUCGAAGAGUCAUGCAUGCACCUACUUUGCAGAUUGCUGAGUAUGUGUUUGUUAUAUUCAUGAGCAUUGAGCUUAAUCUGAAGAUUAUGGCAGAUGGCUUAUUUUUCACUCCAACUGCUGUCAUCAGAGACUUUGGUGGAGUAAUGGACAUAUUUAUUUAUCUUGUGAGCUUGAUAUUUCUUUGUUGGAUGCCUCAAAAUGUACCUGCUGAAUCGGGAGCUCAGCUCCUAAUGGUCCUUCGGUGCCUGAGGCCUCUGCGCAUAUUCAAACUGGUGCCCCAGAUGAGGAAAGUUGUUCGAGAACUUUUCAGCGGCUUCAAGGAAAUUUUUUUGGUCUCCAUUCUUUUGCUGACAUUAAUGCUCGUUUUUGCAAGCUUUGGAGUUCAGCUUUUUGCUGGAAAACUGGCAAAGUGCAAUGAUCCCAACAUUAUUAGAAGGGAAGACUGCAAUGGCAUAUUCAGAAUUAAUGUCAGUGUGUCAAAGAACUUAAAUUUAAAAUUGAGGCCCGGAGAGAAAAAGCCUGGAUUUUGGGUUCCCCGUGUUUGGGCAAAUCCUCGGAACUUUAAUUUCGACAAUGUGGGAAACGCUAUGCUGGCAUUGUUUGAAGUUCUCUCCUUGAAAGGCUGGGUGGAAGUGAGGGAUGUUAUUAUUCAUCGUGUGGGGCCGAUCCAUGGAAUCUAUAUUCAUGUUUUUGUAUUCCUGGGUUGCAUGAUUGGACUGACCCUUUUUGUUGGAGUAGUUAUUGCUAAUUUCAAUGAAAACAAGGGGACGGCUUUGCUGACCGUCGAUCAGAGAAGAUGGGAAGACCUGAAGAGCCGACUGAAGAUCGCACAGCCUCUUCAUCUCCCACCUCGCCCGGAUAAUGAUGGUUUUAGAGCUAAAAUGUAUGACAUAACCCAGCAUCCAUUUUUUAAGAGGACAAUUGCAUUACUCGUCCUGGCCCAGUCGGUGUUGCUCUCUGUCAAGUGGGACGUCGAGGACCCGGUGACCGUACCUUUGGCAACAAUGUCAGUUGUUUUCACCUUCAUCUUUGUUCUGGAGGUUACCAUGAAGAUCAUAGCAAUGUCACCUGCUGGCUUCUGGCAAAGCAGAAGAAACCGAUACGAUCUCCUGGUGACGUCACUUGGCGUUGUAUGGGUGGUGCUUCACUUUGCCCUCCUGAAUGCAUAUACCUACAUGAUGGGCGCUUGUGUGAUUGUAUUUAGGUUUUUCUCCAUCUGUGGAAAACAUGUAACGCUAAAGAUGCUCCUCUUGACAGUGGUCGUCAGCAUGUACAAGAGCUUCUUUAUCAUAGUAGGCAUGUUCCUCUUGCUGCUGUGUUACGCUUUUGCUGGAGUUGUUUUGUUUGGUACUGUGAAAUAUGGGGAGAACAUUAACAGGCAUGCAAACUUUUCUUCGGCUGGCAAAGCUAUUACCGUACUGUUCCGAAUUGUCACAGGUGAAGACUGGAACAAGAUUAUGCAUGACUGUAUGGUUCAGCCUCCUUUUUGUACUCCAGAUGAAUUUACAUACUGGGCAACAGACUGUGGAAACUAUGCUGGGGCACUUAUGUAUUUCUGCUCAUUUUAUGUCAUCAUUGCCUACAUCAUGCUAAAUCUGCUUGUAGCCAUAAUUGUUGAGAAUUUCUCCUUGUUUUAUUCCACUGAGGAGGACCAGCUUUUAAGUUACAACGAUCUUCGCCACUUUCAAAUCAUAUGGAACAUGGUGGAUGAUAAAAGAGAGGGGGUGAUCCCCACAUUCCGUGUCAAGUUCCUGCUGCGGCUGCUGCGUGGGAGGCUGGAGGUGGACCUGGACAAGGACAAGCUCCUGUUUAAGCACAUGUGCUACGAAAUGGAGAGGCUCCACAACGGCGGCGACGUCACCUUCCACGACGUCCUGAGCAUGCUUUCAUACCGGUCCGUGGACAUCCGGAAGAGCUUGCAGCUGGAGGAGCUCCUGGCGAGGGAGCAGCUGGAGUACACCAUAGAGGAGGAGGUGGCCAAGCAGACCAUCCGCAUGUGGCUCAAGAAGUGCCUGAAGCGCAUCAGAGCUAAACAGCAGCAGUCAUGCAGUAUCAUCCACAGCCUGAGAGAGAGUCAGCAGCAAGAGCUCAGCCGGUUUCUGAACCCGCCCAGCAUCGAGACCACCCAGCCCAGUGAAGACACGAAUGCCAACAGUCAGGACAACAGCAUGCAACCCGAGACAAGCAGCCAGCAGCAGCUCCUGAGCCCCACACUGUCAGAUCGAGGAGGAAGUCGGCAAGAUGCCGCCGAUGCAGGGAAACCCCAGAGGAAGUUUGGGCAGUGGCGUCUGCCCUCAGCACCAAAACCAAUAAGCCAUUCAGUGUCCUCAGUCAACUUACGGUUUGGAGGGAGGACAACCAUGAAAUCUGUCGUGUGCAAAAUGAACCCCAUGACUGACGCGGCUUCCUGUGGUUCUGAAGUUAAGAAGUGGUGGACCCGGCAGCUGACUGUGGAGAGCGACGAAAGUGGGGAUGACCUUCUGGAUAUUUAGGUGGAUGUCCAUGUGGAUGAAUUUCUAGUGGUGAAAACUGUUUUCUAGUAAUUUCCUUGAUUGUCCAGUGAGCAAUCUGUAAUUGAUCUAUAGCUGAAUUCCAACUUGUCACAAGAUUUUUAUAAACUGAUGUUCAUCUUGCCGCAGAAAGGCAUAAGCUGCAUGUAUGAUAGAUCACUAUCACUGCUCAAAAAAUUUUUGUAGACUGACUGUACUAAUAAUAUUAGAAACGAUACAGCAAGCAAAUGUAUAUCACUCAAAACUGUCAUAUAUUCUGUGUAAACUAAGGUAUAUAUUCAUAUGUGCUCUAAUGCAGUAUUAUCACCACCCCCCAAAAGAGUGCUAAGCCCAAAGUGGCUGAUAUUUAGGGUACACGGGUUAUAGCUUUAGUUCACAUCUUUCCCAUUUCCGCUAGAAAUAUUUCUCUUGAGAGAAUUUAUUAUUUAUGAUUGAUCUGAAAAGGUCAGCGCUAAACUUAUGCUAAAAUGAUAGUAGUUUUACAAACUACAGAUUCUUCUUUUUCUCACGUUAUAUUUUAAAAUAUACACAAGACAUUUGGCGACCAGAACAAGUUGAUUUCUCUCCUCAGUUAUGCUAAUGAAACUGUUGCCUCCUUCCGAGAAAACUGCGUAUGCAAGCACCAGGCAAAGAAAUGGACUCAGGAUGCUUACUGGUUUAUAACAAACCUGUAGAUAGAUCACGUGAGUGACACAGUUGUGCAAAGAUGUUAAGUUUCUUAAGAAGCCUUUUAAUAACUCAGUUUAGCAAAAAGAAUAAAACUGUAUAGCUCAAUUUAUUUUUAAAAAAUCUUUGCAUGUGUGAUGUUAUUGUUGGUUUCAUUUCUUACCCAAGGUAUGUCUGUUUUGCCACAAAUCAACUGAGUCAUUUCAUUAUGGGUUGCUCCUAACACACUAUUGCUAUGUUACAUUUGAAAUGACAUCUCUGUUACCAGAAUCUCCUAUGGAAAUAAUGUGAAAUGACAUCUCUGUUACCAGAAUCUCCUAUGGAAAUAAUGGUGCCCUGCAAAAUCUUCCUCUGAACUCACAGGUUAGGGAUCACACAACUUAAUCAUUUUUCGUUUUUGUUUUUUUGUAUUUUUUUUUCCUUAUAUGUCAGUGGCCCAUGUCCUCUGGGAAAAUUAGAAAAGCCAAAUGAUUACAAAGUGCUGUUAGAUUUCUUGUGCUGGGUUGGCCAAGUAGAAGUGGACUCAGACCUUCAACUAUUUUAUUACAGAUUGGACAUUUGCUGUUCAGAUGUGUUUUAGCAGAGGGAUUAUCUCAGAACCCUCUGACCUCCAGGUUGCUUUAUGAUCUAUUUUUCUCUAUCUAACAUUCCUCAGACAGGCAAAUAGCACAUUCCUUCUGUGUCACAGAUGUGUCAUGGUGAUGGCAAGCUACAGUUUAUAUGAUUCAUUGUAACCAUGAGAUAAAGAACAACCAGUCCGUGUGGCCAAAAGGAUUAGAUUUGAUUUGAUGUUCACUUGGAGUUUACUUUUUGUACAUACAAGAUAAAAUAAAUAUUGGAUUUGUAAAAUAAUU